AUGGCUGAUCCGUGGAUGAUACAGCCACAUGAGCAUGCCAAGUUUGCUGAACACUUUAGAAAUAUUGGCCCUGUCAAUGGCAUCCUCACUGGAGAACAAGCUAAAAGAUUUAUGCUACAGUCCCAGCUUCCACCACUGGUUUUGGGUCAAAUAUGGACAUUGGCAGACACAAAUGCUGAUGGAAAGUUAGAUCUUAAAGAAUUUUCAAUUGCUUGUAAGAUUAUCAAUUUGAAACUGCGAGGUGUUGAAGUACCUAAAACCUUACCACCCUCACUUUUGGCAUCUCUUAGUCCUACAGGACCUAAACAGAACUUCCCACCCCCAAAACCACCAAUCCCACCAAUGCCGGCCGCCAUGACACAGCCACUUAUAUCUGGCUUACAAUCAACCCCUACUCAAUCACUUUUAGGAGAUUUAUCACCACCAGGCAAACAUACUGUACCAGACUUGAUUUCUGGUGUAAAACCAACCCCGCCUUUAAUUCCUCCACAACCCGUUCUCAACCAACCUUUAGUUGGCAUGACUCCAAUGUCUCAACCAAUGAUUCCUAAUCAACCACUUCUUAGUCAGCAGCCACCACAACCAAGUCAACCUUUAAUCGCAACUUCUCAGCCUUUAAUUGGUCAAACAGUUAGUCAGCCCUUACUCGGUUCUGAAGCGAUGAUAUCACAGGCGCUAGGCUCACAGCCUCUUAUGUCACAAUCGUUUAUGGAUUCUCAACCACUGUCCCAGUCAUUAAUGGGAUCGGCCCCGAUUAUGAGUCAACUACCAUUACAAACUUCUCCAACAACAGCUAUGGGGACAAUGCAACCCAUGACACCCCAACCGAUGGGUAUGACACCACUACCGACUAGUCAACCCAUGGGGAUCAACCCACCGAUGACCAGCCAAGGCAUUACACCUCUAAUGGGAAUGUCACAACCCAUGGGUGUUCAACCAAUAACAUCGCAACCUAUGCCAGCACCUCAACCGCUGGUAGCAACUCAACCUCCCAUCCCUACUGGGACCACUGUAGCCUCAAUGGUUAGCCCUCCAAAGAGCGGAACACCGACCACUGCGGGCUCGGUGCUUGGUGCUCCUGUAACCUCCACGCCGAUAACGGCUGUUAAAAGCGAUUCCUUUGGAUCUAAACCAGGGUCAGGUGUAACAAGUCCUACAGAUUUGCCGAUGGGCGUGGUUAGUCCUCCGCCGGUCGAUUGGAGUAUACCACAGCCCCAAAAAUUAAAGUACACGCAGCUAUUUAACGCGACUGAUCGGGCCAAAGCCGGUUCUGUAUCAGGGGCUCAAGCUCGCGCCAUAAUGCUUCAAUCACGGCUACCACAGGCCACGCUGGCUCAGAUCUGGGCAUUAGCGGAUUUGGACUGUGACGGAAAGUUAGGCUGUGAAGAAUUUGUACUAGCAAUGUACCUAUGCGAGAGGGCUACCCAGGGUGAAGCACCUCCCGCAAAACUACCUCUAGAGAUGGUACCUCCAACAUUCAGACGUGACUCGAUCACGAGCAACACCAGUGCCAAGUCAUAUGAGGAGAGGAGACGAGAGAAUAUGGCACGGGGCCAAGCGGAGUUAGAGCGACGCCGCUCGCAGUUGGCCGAUGUCCAGAUGAAAGAGAAGGCGGAAAGAGAAAGAAAAGAAAGAGAGGAGGCCGAGAAGAAAGAGAAGUUGCGUCAAGAAGCUCUAAAGAAGGAACAAGAGGAAUUGCUGCGUAAACAGAAAGAAGAACAGGAAAAACGUGAAGCUGCUCGCAAGGAGAUGGAAAGACAGUGUCAACUUGAGUGGGAGAAGAAGAGAACUCGUGAAUUGGAAACUCUUCGUACGGAGGAGCAGAGUAAAGUUCUAAGCUUAAAAGCACGCAGCCAAGCUUUAUCCGCUGAACUUAAUUCCGUGAACUUAAAAGCUGGAAACUUGGCAAAGGAUAUACGAGAGACGAGAACUGCGGUGGCAACUGCCAAAUGCACUAUUGAUUCGAUGAGGUCGGACCGAGACGCAAAUAUGUCAGAGAUGCAACAACUAAAGACGAGAGUCAAAGAGCUGAACGCAAAGCAGAUAUCUCUUAACAAGGAAAAGGCAGAUAUUGAUGCCAAGGCAAAGGCAUCAGAGGGCGCUGGUGAUGAUGGUAAACUCAGCAUGAUGGAGGUCACUCUGAAACAACUCAGAGAUAAGGUGGAAGCAGCCAAAGCCAUAGUGGAUUCCAAGCGGUCUGACCUGGACACGAAUCAGAAACAGUUGGAGGAAGUCAACGCAAGGGUUGAGGAGCUGAUAGAGAAGUGUGGUGCUGUUUGGCAACUCUAUGAGGAGAAGAGGCAGAAGUAUGAAACUGAAAGAAGUACUGCGCCCGCUGAUAGCGCCGAUGCAUGGGGUGCUUCUGAGGACGCGUGGGCCUCUGCCCCCACUACAGCUGACUGGGGCGACGCACCACCUACUUCAGGUAUCGAGUCUGUGCCGUCAUCGGCGAGUGCAAGAUGGCGGUGCGUGUACGAAUUUUCGGCAAGAACUGUGGACGAACUCAGUUUGCAGCCUGGUGAUCUGGUGUUCGAAGCUGACGCUCCAAGAGGUGAUGCUGAGCCCGGGUGGCGAUGGGGUGCCGCUAGAGGUCAAACGGGCUGGUUCCCGGAAUCAUACGUCGAAGACUUGACUGCGGUGCCCUCUUACGACCAAAUGGAGCCUUUGGAGACUAAAACGCAACUUGAAGGUAUAGCAGAAGUUCCGGAACCGGAGAUAUCCACUGACUUGGGAGGAGCCAUGCCACCUGUUGAAGGUGGUGAUUUCUACAUAGCAGCCUAUCCCUACGCAUCUGGGGAACCAGGAGACCUAAUAUUUGAAUCAGGAGAAAGAAUAGAAGUAAUAAGAAGAGAUGGAGAUUGGUGGACUGGCAGGAUUGGGAUACGUACCGGUAUAUUCCCAUCGAAUUACGUAACCAAAGAUACAACAACUGGAGAUGCGAUGUCGAGUAUACCGGAAGCGAGGGAACCGGAACCGGAGCCGCAACCAGAACCCAAACCGGAACCGGAACCAGUGAUAGAACCCGUUGUUGAACAGGAGCAAAAAUCGUCGACUCCAAUAUGUUCGGAAGUGGCGAACAUAACCGAGGCAAGUGCGGCGGCUGGUGGUCCCAGGCCCGCCUCAGCCGCUAGACGCACUUCCGAGUCCGGGCGGGACUCAGUCACCGGAAGACGGACGAAGGAGGUCGCACAGGCUCUGGCUAAUUAUACUGCUACUAGUACCGAACAACUUUCCCUGACGAAGGGUCAACUACUGAUAGUACGCAAAAAAGCAGAUAGUGGCUGGUGGGAGGGAGAAUUGCAGGCCAAAGGACGUAACCGACAGAGUGGAUGGUUCCCUGCUAGUUAUGUCAAGGUGUUACAGUCAAGCGGUCGUACGUCAGGACGCACAACGCCCGUUUCGUCAAAGAUGGACGCGUUACCCUCUGAGACUGUCAUUGAUAAGGUGAUGGCGUUAUACCCAUAUACAGCACAAAACGCGGACGAACUGAGCUUCGAGAAAGACGACAUCAUAGCUGUCACCGACCGCAGUCAGGAUCCCGCUUGGUGGCAAGGUGAACUCCGCGGUAUGACAGGUCUCUUCCCUAGUAACUAUGUCACUAAAUUAGUUAACUAA
Molecule: messenger RNA, 3615 nt
Organism: Pieris macdunnoughi
Lineage: Eukaryota; Metazoa; Arthropoda; Insecta; Lepidoptera; Pieridae
Source: the annotation of a GenBank genome assembly